UUCAAAGUUCCUACGUCACUUUUCGUAACCAGAUAUCCCAUGUGAAACUGAAUUUGUUCAUAAAUAUUCCUUUGAAUACUUGCAUAUUUUUAAUAUUAUCGUAUUUCAAAUUAUAUCCGAAUCAAAAUGAGUACUAUUUUGGAGAAAAUUGCUGCUAUCGAAGCGGAGAUGGCAAGAACUCAAAAAAACAAAGCAACUGCUGGACAUUUAGGUUUACUCAAAGCUCGUUUAGCUAAAUUGAGACGAGAAUUAAUUACCCCCAAGGGAGGUGGCGGUGGUACAGGAGAGGGUUUCGAUGUAGCCAAAACAGGAGAUGCUAGAGUUGGUUUUGUAGGCUUUCCAUCUGUAGGUAAAUCAACAUUACUCAGCACACUAGCUGGUGUGUAUUCUGAAGUAGCAGCAUAUGAAUUCACAACCCUGACAACUGUACCUGGAUGUAUUAAAUAUAAGGGAGCUAAAAUACAGUUGCUCGAUUUACCAGGUAUUAUAGAAGGUGCUAAGGAUGGUAAAGGUAGAGGUCGGCAAGUAAUAGCUGUAGCAAGGACAUGCAGCUUGAUAUUUCUUGUGUUAGAUGUAUUGAAACCUCUGGUACAUAAAAAGUUGAUUGAACAUGAAUUGGAAGGUUUCGGAUUACGGUUGAACAAACAACCUCCUAAUAUAUAUUUUAAGAAAAAAGAUAAAGGAGGAAUCAAUUUGAAUUGUAUGGUGACACAAUCAGAAUUAGACUCUGACACUGUUAAAACUAUACUCUCUGAAUAUAAAAUACAUAAUGCUGAUGUGACUCUCAAAUAUGAUGCUACUAGUGAUGACUUAAUUGAUGUUAUAGAAGGAAAUAGAAUUUACGUGCCUUGCAUUUACCUUUUGAAUAAAAUAGAUCAAAUAAGCAUUGAAGAAUUGGACGUUAUUUAUAAAAUUCCUCAUUGUGUACCAAUCUCUGCCCAUCAUAAAUGGAAUUUUGAUGACCUUCUAGAAAAAAUGUGGGAAUAUUUGAAACUUGCGAGAAUAUACACCAAACCAAAAGGGCAGUUGCCUGAUUAUAAUUCACCAAUUGUGUUGCACUCAGAUUAUACAUCUGUUCAAGAUUUCUGUAAUAAACUGCAUCGUUCGAUUGCAAAGGAAUUCAAAUAUGCUCUUGUAUGGGGUUCAUCAGUGAAGCAUCAACCGCAAAAAGUUGGUUUGGAUCACAUCCUAUGCGAUGAAGAUGUUGUGCAAAUUGUGAAAAAAGUGUAAAGCAUUGUGAUGAAGAAGAGUCUGUUAUGUUUAAGAAGAACAGACAACAGUUAAUUGAGAUUUUUGGCAAUUUUUCAUCUGCAACGAUAGAAAAUAUUAAACUCUUGAUAUCCGAGUGAUUUUAAUUGUAAAUUAAUGAACAUUUCAAGAUAUAUUGUUGAAAUUUUACACCUUCUACAUUUAAAAGAAAAUGUAUGGUAAUGAAUGAAUAAAGAUUCUUUCAUUUCAA
This is a messenger RNA of Harmonia axyridis, 1459 nucleotides long. It is a transcript of the gene 128up, whose product is annotated as GTP-binding protein 128up. The transcript has 7 exons. Gene Ontology annotation, cellular component: cytoplasm. The coding region runs from base 127 to 1230 and encodes 367 amino acids. Gene Ontology annotation, molecular function: GTPase activity; GTP binding. The record is from RefSeq and is a predicted model, not a curated record. Gene Ontology annotation, biological process: cytoplasmic translation. Lineage: Eukaryota; Metazoa; Arthropoda; Insecta; Coleoptera; Coccinellidae.